CGCUCUCUGUCCAACAGGGGGUGGUUUCAGGACUCGACCAGGACACUUGGCUCUGUACGGUACAGCUUCAAAUCAGGCUGAGCGCGCGGCGGCUCGUGUGUGUGUGUGUGUGUGUGUGUGUGUGUGUGAGAGUCUCGCUGCUUUCAACUACACUGCACAAUACGAGUCCUGUUGUUGUUUUGUUUUUAUCAUUAGGCUGUUUUUGCUUUUUUUUGUCCACGCCGCCGUGAUCUAAUGGACCUCCACGCCCUUCAGACGUUCUGAGACAAGACACCGGAGAAGGUUGUUGUCGUGCAUUGGGACGAUGGGUUUUGCGGAGGAACUGUGGUGCAAUCAGGGUCAUGCCGCUCUGCUGCGGCUGCAGGACACUGAGCUGCGGCUCAUGGAGGUGAUGAAGAAAUGGAUGACCCAGAGAGCAAAGAGCGACCGGGAGUUCUCUGCUCAGCUGCACCAAAUGGCAGCCAUGGUGGAGAAAUUAGAGGGCGCUCAGCCUGGAGGAGGAUUAGAUUACAUCAGCCAGCUCAAUAAGUCAUGGAAUGUGAUGGUGAGCGAGACGGAGAACCUGAGUCGACUCCUGCGCAAGCACUCUGAAGACCUGAUGGUGGGGCCGCAUAGCAAACUUACGCUUCUAAUACGGGACAAACAGCAACUAAAGAAGACAUAUGGCGAACAGUGGAGCCUUCUCAACCAGGAGCUAUGCAGGGUCACCCAAACUGAGUUGGAUCGCCUGAAGUCUAAUUACAAGCAGUUGGUGCGGGAUGCAGGCCAGGCCAAAAAGAAAUAUCAGGAGGCGAGUAAAGACAAAGACCGUGAGAAGGCCAAGGAGCGCUACAUCAAAGCUACACUGAAGCUUCAUGAGCACCAUAACGAGUAUGUUCUGGCAGUGAAGGCGGCUCAGGUGCACCAUCAGCAGCACUUUGGCCGGAGCCAGCCGGCACUGCUCACAGCUCUGCAGACGCUGCAGGAGGAGAUGGUGCUCAUUCUGAAGGAGAUUCUGCAGGAGUAUUUUGACCUGACCAGUCUUCUCCAGGAAGAAAUAGUGUAUGUACAUAAUGAGAUGACCAAUGCCCUCAAAGCCAUCGAACCACACAGAGAGUAUGAAAGCUUCAUUCAGCAGAACAGGUCGAGAGCAGAAGUACCAGCGUGUGUGGAGUUUGACAGCAGCCUGCUGGAAGAUGCUGAGCAUUUGAAGCCUGAGGAAUUGGAAUUGAAUGAACUCACUCUGGAAGGAAUACAGCACCGAUUAACAGCUAUUGAGGAGGAGCUUCUCAGCAUAGCAGCGACUCUGGGAACACAGCAGGCCACUGUUAACCAACUGGAGAUGGAUCUUGAGGCUGAAGAGAGCUUGGACAAGGCUGGCCAAAGGGUUUACCAGUUCAGCAAACGCAAUGCUCUGGAGGACAGCAGACAGCAGGUGGUGACGUCGAUGGUGGCGCGUGCCCGGCUUGAGGCCCAGCGCAGGUUGCUGGCUGAUAAACUAGAGAGCCUCGGCAAUAAAGAGCCACCUACACUGGGACUGGAUGAUGAUCGGAUUUCUGUCAGCUCCUGUACCUCUGAGCGUGACAAAGACUUCAAGGUCCCCAGCAUGGACGGCAUCAUCAACCACCUGAGCAGCCUGUUCAAACCUAAGUACACAAGUAGUGUGUUUUACGAUCUCUCCCAGGUACCACCUGCUCUGUCUCCUGUGCCAGAGGUUGAGAAGCCUCUAAAUCAGCAGUGUUGGUACCAUGGUGCCAUUCCACGUGUCGAAGUCCAAGAGUUGCUAAAGAAUGAUGGGGACUUUUUGGUCAGACAGAGCCAAGGCAAACAGGAGUAUGUGCUGUCUGUGCACUGGGGUGGCCAGUGUCGCCACUUCCUCAUUCAGAACACAGAGGGUAUGUAUCGUCUGGAUGGUGAAGGUUUCCACUCCAUACCACUGCUCAUGAACUACCUUCUCAACUCCAACAGAAAUGUCACUAGGAGGACAGAUAUAGUGCUGAAAAAACCCAUUCCAAAGGACAAGUGGUACUUAGAUCAUGAUGAUGUUAUUCUUGGCCAAAGCAUUGGACGGGGGAAUUUCGGCGAGGUCUUCAGUGGCCGUCUGCGCUCAGACAAUGCACCAGUGGCGGUGAAAGCUUGUCGUGAAAACCUUGCCAUAGAACUCAAAAAUAGAUUUCUCAUGGAAGCUCGGAUUCUAAAACAGUAUGACCAUCCGAACAUAGUGAAGCUCAUCGGGGUCUGCACGCAGAAACAACCCAUCUAUAUAAUCAUGGAGCUUGUGCAAGGGGGAGACUUCCUUUCCUUCCUCCGUUCAGAGGGACACAUCCUGAAGCCGAAGAUGAUGAUUAAGAUGGCAGAGAAUGUGGCGUCUGGCAUGGAGUACUUGGAGAACAAGAAGUGCAUUCAUAGGGAUUUGGCAGCAAGGAACUGCCUGGUUGGAGAAAAGAGCAUAGUGAAGAUCAGUGAUUUUGGCAUGUCACGUGUAGAACAGGAAGGCGUGUAUUCAGCAACUGGCGGCAUGAAACAGAUCCCAGUAAAAUGGACUGCACCCGAGGCCCUCAACUAUGGGCGCUACACCCAUGAGAGUGAUGUGUGGAGUUUUGGCGUGCUGCUUUGGGAGACGUUCUCUAGAGGAAUAACUCCAUACACCAGCAUGAGCAAUCAGCAGACCAGGGACGAAGUAGAAAAAGGGUAUCGUAUGCCAGCCCCGAAUGGCUGUCCAGAUGAGAUCUAUGCCCUAAUGCGUCGCUGCUGGCAGCAUGACCCGAGAAUGCGUCCUUCCUUCAAAAAAAUCAGGGCAGAGCUACAAUCGCUUUGUAGCUAAUUUAAUACAUGCAAACACACACAUACAUUCUUUGUAACAUUUAAAGCACACACACACAUCCAAGCUGUGCUGAAAUUAUGUCUAAUUGAACCGAAUCUUUUAUAAGACUAUCUUUGGAAUGUAUAUUUUGCUCUUGGAACAUUUUAUAUAUAUUUUUAAUGUAUUUAAAUUGAAACCCUGCCAUAACUUAUGAUCACGAUGUAUUCACAUGACAUUGUUUUUUUCUCUGAAUAAAGUCAGUGUUGUGACUAAAAGAUGAAA
Silurus meridionalis is the source of this 3064-nucleotide messenger RNA. It is a transcript of the gene fes, whose product is annotated as FES proto-oncogene, tyrosine kinase. The record is from RefSeq and is a predicted model, not a curated record. Gene Ontology annotation, biological process: chemotaxis; peptidyl-tyrosine phosphorylation; regulation of mast cell degranulation. Gene Ontology annotation, molecular function: ATP binding; non-membrane spanning protein tyrosine kinase activity. Lineage: Eukaryota; Metazoa; Chordata; Actinopteri; Siluriformes; Siluridae. The coding region runs from base 305 to 2803 and encodes 832 amino acids. The transcript has 19 exons.